Ipomoea nil (Japanese morning glory) is the source of this 1581-nucleotide messenger RNA. Its product is annotated as probable mitochondrial saccharopine dehydrogenase-like oxidoreductase At5g39410. Gene Ontology annotation, biological process: glycolipid biosynthetic process. The transcript has 2 exons. Gene Ontology annotation, cellular component: plasma membrane; mitochondrion; lipid droplet. The record is from RefSeq and is a predicted model, not a curated record. Bases 118 to 1461 code for a protein of 447 amino acids. Lineage: Eukaryota; Viridiplantae; Streptophyta; Magnoliopsida; Solanales; Convolvulaceae.
ACGAGAUCCCACCUAUAUUUUACUAACCAUGUUUGGACUUGAGUCUCGAAUCCAUCUAUAUACAUAUCACUGACCCCUCUCUUCCGUUCUUCGAUGUACUGAACAGAAGCGACAAAAAUGGAAGGAAUACAACAAACUUACGACAUUGUCAUCUUCGGAGCCUCUGGUUUCACCGGCAAGUACGUUAUCCGGGAGGCCCUCAAGUUCUUCAAUGUACAGUCCUCUCCAUUGAAGUCCCUCGCUUUGGCAGGUCGAAGCCCAUCCAAAGUAGCCCAAGCUCUCCAAUGGGCAUCUCACCCCAACCCUCCGCCAGAAAUUCCCAUCCUCACUGCAGACAUCACCGACCUCGCUUCCCUCCACCGGAUCGCCUCCCAGGCCAAGAUAAUUCUCAAUUGCGUCGGCCCUUUCCGUUUCUAUGGCGAGCCAGUCGUGGCGGCUUGCGUCGAUGCCGGAUGCGAUUACCUUGAUAUCUGCGGUGAGCCGGAGUUUAUGGAGAGAACGGAGGCGUCUUACCACGAAAAGGCGGCGGGGAAGGGCUCUUUGGUCAUUUCCGCUUGUGGGUACGAUUCUGUUCCUGCCGAAUUGGGCGUGAUGUUCAAUUCCAGGCAGUGGGUUUCGCCGGCGGCUCCGAAUCGUGUGGAGGCGUACCUGAGUUUGGAGUCCGACAAAAGGGUUGUCGGGAACUUUGGAACCUUCGAGUCGGCCGUUCAUGGGGUGGCUAAUGUUGGCAAAUUGCAGGAGCUGCGACGUUCUAGACCUAGAAGACCUCGCCCCGCUAUUCCUGGUCCACCUCCCAAAGGACCAACAUUGGAGCACAAAAAAGAGUUAGGGGUUUGGGCUGUGAAGUUACCAUCAGCUGAUUCGAUUGUAGUUAGGAGAACUCUUACAUGGUUGACUGAAAAUCCUGGAGGUAUACCAGGUGUUGAUGAAAGCCCUCAACAAAUUGAAAAGCGGGAGGCAUUCUGGCGUGUAGUGAAACCAGCUCACUUUGGCGUGAAGAUAGCGUCGAAAUCUCUGCUGGGUGUGGCUCGUUUCAUAACAGUCGGGAUGUUUAUAGGGCUCUUUGGUAAGUUUUCCUUCGGGAGAUGGCUGCUUUUGAAAUUCCCUUCUGUGUUUAGCCUUGGGUGGUUCAGGAAGAAGGGUCCAACUGAAGAAGAGGUGGCGAGUGCUUCCUUCAAAAUGUGGUUCGUUUCGCAUGGAUAUAGCGACGUUUCUCUUGCAUCGCAAGGGAACAAGAAACCCGAUAUGGAAAUUACUACCAGAGUAAUGGGACCUGAGAUUGGCUAUUUGACAACUCCUAUCGUUCUCGUUCAAUGUGCCCUAGUUCUCUUGACACGCCGUGGUGACUUGCCUAAAGGUGGCGUUUUCCCUCCCGGGAUUAUAUUUGGCCCGACAGAUCUCCAACAACGGCUCCAACAGAACGGGAUGUCUUUCGAUUUCAUUUCGAAGAAAGUUCUCUGAGACACCUUUAGUUGUACUCUUAAGACAAACAUCAAUGUUUCUCUAAGCCACUGUAGGCCUAAUAAUAUCUGCAAAUCUUUAGCAGUAUUUUUGGUGUUUAUUGAUAUGAUUUUUACAGAA